Solea senegalensis (Senegalese sole) is the source of this 2761-nucleotide messenger RNA. Its product is annotated as gap junction delta-2 protein-like. Gene Ontology annotation, cellular component: connexin complex. The transcript is spliced from 3 exons. NCBI's taxonomy places the organism in Eukaryota, Metazoa, Chordata, Actinopteri, Pleuronectiformes, Soleidae. Bases 1288 to 2280 code for a protein of 330 amino acids. Gene Ontology annotation, biological process: cell communication. The record is from RefSeq and is a predicted model, not a curated record.
GAGAGCAGAUCACUGAGAGGAGGGAGGGGGGUUGUUGCAUGCUCACACAGCCAGAGAUAGAGUGAUUCCAUGAGCAAGAAAGAAGCACAGAGAGGCAGAGCCCAAAGCAAAGAUGGGGAGAGAGCACCAAGGCAGAGGCAGUUGGCAGGAGUGAGGUCUGCACACAUAUGUAAGCACAGGCAAGGAGAGAGGAGGAUAGUGGAGGAGGUUGAAGGAGAGCCAGAGGAGAAGGAGACAGAGAGAGAGGGAUGCAAGAUGAUGGAACCCAGAAAUAGGCUGCUCAGGACAGCUCUUCAUCUCAGCUCUCUGCGGCAGACAUGACUCUGAGCACUGGACUGUGCUGAAAUUAACCAGAGGGACAACACAGGACAGCAGGUCUAUAGUACACUGCCUUGGUUCAGCCUCACUGGAUGCAGCAAGGGAGUUGAUUUAUUACUGAGGCGCUGGGUGAUAGCGUGUUUGUGUGUGCAGCGCUGCGUGUGUGUGUGUGCAGGUUUUUAUAGGUUCCUGAGGUGCUUGGAGAUGUGGGAGCAACCAUUCCUUUAGUCAUAAAAUGACGUUCAGCAGGAAGAGGCUUUGUGUGCUGGUGAGCAUCUGUGGUCCUCGAUAGGGAGAGGGAAGACUGUGAUUCAGAGCUGUCACUCGAUGCAAGUGUGUGUCUUGUCAGAGCUAUUAACUGAGGUAAGAAUCAGCUAAAUGUCGCGCAUGUGUGUUUAGGUUCAAACAGCAAGGGUGCUGCAAAGGCACAGAUCACUCACAAUGCAAGGACAAGCACAGAGCAGCACUGAUGGUGGGGAGUGCAGCUAAGGUACACAGAGUGUCCCGGGGGUUGGGUAGAGGACGAGAAGAGGCAAAUGGAAAAGAGAGGGUGAUCAUGGCUGUCAUUGGUGAACUAUAGCAUAUGCUGUAGCGUAGAACAGACUGGUGCGGCAGAGAGAGGGCAAGCAUCACUGCAUAGGGGAGGGGAGAGACUGAGGGAGAGAGGAGGGGGAGGUAAUCAGCUCAGUACCUCUCUUUCACCAGGAAGAGAAGCACAACAGGACAGGCCCAGGAGGACACUCACUCACACACACACAGUCAAAAAGGACCUGACUAGUGAGUUGAUCAGUGUGUGGAGGUCAGAAGGGAGCUGGUGUGACACAGGGGGCUGGGUUUACCCCACACUGGCUGGCAGGUCUACCAGAGCAGAAGCUGAUCCUUGAUUGAAGAAGAAGACGAAGUAGAAGAAAGAGGGGUCGACUCCCCAAGUGCUGUUUCCUCUGACAGCUCUGCCACCUUUCUGUCACCAUGGGGGAAUGGACAAUUUUGGAGAGGCUGCUGGAGGCGGCUGUCCAGCAGCAUUCUACCAUGAUUGGAAGGUGGCCAGAAAAAGGAGACCACAGGGAUAUCCGUGUUGCUCUGUUUCUGCUGGAUAUGAUCCUGCUGACUGUGGUGGUGAUUUUCCGCAUCCUAAUAGUCGGCAUAGUUGGUGAAAAGGUGUAUGAGGAUGAGCAAAUCAUGUUCGUCUGCAACACUUUGCAGCCUGGCUGCAACCAGGCCUGUUAUGACAAGGCCUUCCCGAUCUCACACAUCCGCUUCUGGGUCUUUCAGAUCAUCCUGGUGUGCACGCCCAGCCUGUGCUUCAUCACAUACUCUGUUCAUCAGUCUGCUAAAGCCCGCGACCGCAGCUAUUCUCUGCUGCAUCCUUUCAUGGAUCAUCACAGUCACGGUCACCACGGUCGGCACCAUGACCAUCACACUCGCAAGCUUCAUGCACGCAACAUCAAUGGCAUCCUGGUGCACCCUGACAGUAGCAAGGAGGAUCAUGACUGCCUGGAGGUCAAGGAGAUCCCCAAUGGACCUCGAGGUCUCCCUCAAACACACAAAAGUCCUAAAGUGCGGCGACAGGAAGGCAUCUCACGUUUCUACGUCAUCCAGGUGGUGUUCCGCAACGCACUUGAGAUUGGCUUCCUGGCCGGCCAGUACUUCCUCUAUGGUUUCAAUGUUCCGGGAAUGUUUGAAUGUGAUCGCUACCCAUGUGUGAGGGAGGUGGAAUGUUAUGUGUCUCGUCCCACAGAAAAGACCGUCUUUCUGGUCUUUAUGUUUGCAGUGAGUGGCAUAUGUGUGGUGCUCAACCUUGCUGAGCUCAACCACCUCGGCUGGAGGAAGAUAAAGACGGCCAUGCGAGGGGUGCAGGCUCGAAGGAAGUCCAUUUGUGAAGUGCGCAAGAAGGAUGUUUCACACCUGUCCCAGGCCCCCAACCUGGGCAGGACCCAGUCUAGUGAGUCAGCUUACGUCUGACAGAGGCUUCUCUGUCUGGAGGCUCGAGGAUGUCUUAGAUUUUGGAGAAGAGUUUUUCCCUGGCCCAGGACUUGAGAACAUUAGGGCACAAAACUCACCACUGCAUUAUUAUUCAGGAGCACAGACAUACUCUGUGUAGUCAUGAAGACACAUCAAUUCACAAGGUAGAAACUGUGACACAAAGAUGAACCACUUUCCUUAAAAAGCAACUAUGUUGCUGGGACGAAGCUUCCACCUCAAGCUUACAUGCAGGAGAGUUCUGCUCUGUCGAGAGGACACUCGGUGCCUUUUAAAGAAACAACAGAUACUGAGCAAUGAAUUGGGAAUGACAUCAAAUUAAAAAUGCUAUGUCUGAGGUUGAAUUAUCUGAAGUUUUUUUUUUAUUAUUUGCCAAUGCUGUAGGUUAGACAUAAUCCCCUCAGUUUUUAGUUAUGUGCGCAUAUGCAAGAGCUUAAGCGUGUGCAUGCAUACGCAUGUGUAU